Molecule: messenger RNA, 2023 nt
Organism: Alligator sinensis (Chinese alligator)
Lineage: Eukaryota; Metazoa; Chordata; Crocodylia; Alligatoridae
Gene: RIPK3
Product: receptor interacting serine/threonine kinase 3
Exons: 12
Coding region: 175-1704 (509 amino acids)
Biological process (GO): protein phosphorylation
Molecular function (GO): ATP binding; JUN kinase kinase kinase activity
Source: RefSeq, a predicted model, not a curated record
GAGAUAUUGGGUUUAGGCACCAGGAAGUCAGCCCUACAGCGCCCGGCACAGCACUGACCUAAAAAGAGUUACUUGGGGCAGAAGGGAAUGAAGCAGGGAGAGGGGAAUGGACCUGCAAGUCUGAGGUGAAACACAUAAGCUCUGCUCCAAGGAUAGGGCAGCAAAGGUGCUGCCAUGGCUAAUGGCAGCGAAUUCCAGGAGAGGAUCCCUUAUGAGGACUUGGAGGAGGAUAUGAAGUUUAUCGGCAACGGUGGCUUUGGCACUGUCUACUUGGCCAAUCACAAGCGGUGGCACAUCCGAGUCGCCAUCAAGGAGAUGAGGCAGUAUUCCCCCUACAGCCACGAGGAGCUCCUGGCUGAAGCCCGGGCCAUGGACAGAGCUCGUUUCCUGUAUGUCCUCCGCCUCUUUGGUCUCUGUGAGCUGAAGACGCAGGCCAGCAGGGACCCCAAUUCACAGUUCGGGAUUGUCAUGGAGUACAUGGAGAAUGGCAGCCUGGCCAGACUACAGGAGGAGAUCCAGCAUGUGCCCUGGGCCCUGCGCUUCCAAUUCCUCCAUCAGGUAGCACUGGGCAUGAACUACCUGCAUGGCCUCAAACCACCCCUGCUCCACCUGGACCUCAAGCCCAGCAAUGUCCUCCUUGAUGAAAACCUCAGUGUCCGGCUGGCAGAUUUUGGUUUGUCCAAGUUCAAGCAAGGGACUACCAAAUUGAAGGCAGCGAGGUCGGAGGAAGGAAGUGAUCAUGGAGGGACCCUGGAGUAUAUGCCGCCCGAAGCUCUGGAUGAUAUCAAUUACAAGCCAACCCAAGCCACAGAUAUAUACAGUUACGCCAUCCUCACCUGGUCUGUUUUAACUGGGGAAGAACCAUACCCAGAUGUCCAUCCUAAGUGGAAGAGCUUCCUUUUCCAGCUACGCAUUCCUGAAGGAGAAAGGCCUGACAUGACCAAGCUGGACACCAUCACUGGUGUGGCAGGCCUGGAGGACAUGAAGCAGUUAAUGAAGUCAUGCUGGGACCAGGAAUGCUCUCAGAGACCCACCUUUCAAGACUGCAGUGACAAAACAAAGAAAAUCUUCUCCUACCACAAUGCCCACAUCACACAAGCUGUCCGCAUGGUCCAGGACAUGCUGAAAAAGCCAGGGUCCCCCACCCUGAACCCUGGAUGUCCUGCCCCGGCUGCCAGCUAUUCUGGGAAGGAUUACCAAACUUCUGAAAGUGUUGGUGCUGCUUCUGCUCCUGAAAGCUCAGGCCUCCAUGACUCUCUGCUGCCUGCAGCCUCCCUUGGGAUCUCCGAGAAAUUCCAGAGCCUUCACUUUGAGGAACUACCAUCCAGAGAAAAUGAGGCAAUACCGCCAGGCUUUGAGGAAGAAAGAAUGCUAAAGAGAGGACAGAGCGGGUGUGCUAUCCUAUCACAGGAAACUGAAGAACUAAAUAAUGGAGGUUUGGACAGCCAGAGGAUAACUCACACUCAUAUGAAGCCUCCAGAUUAUCCAGGAAGGCCUCUCUCCAACCCCAACCUGCCACAAAUGCAACUCCCCACCCAGUGGCCAUGUUACUACCCAGGGGUUGUGUGCUCUAACAGUUACCAGCUGCCAGUUUAUUCAGGAAAUCCCAUUUUCUUCUCUGGCAACAACACAGGCAUCCAAAUUGGAAACGACAACUUCAUGAAAAUAACGAAAAAGCUAAAGAAAAAUCCCAAGAAGAAGUGAUGGAGGCUACAGCAAUCUUCCCUUGGGUGGGUCAACCUGUUGAUCUCCCAAAGCCCCCUUCAUUAGUUUGCAUACUUCUCAUCUUGGCAUAUCUAACAGCCAGCCCCCUUGAACCCCCAAAGGCCCUAUUUUUGGUACAAAGAGCUCUCCCUUGGGAGAGUACCAUACUCCCAGCUAGCCCCCCGACCUGCCCCUCUACUGCUUCAAGGGGUAAAAAAACCAGCAUUGGGGGAUGGUGCUUUUGUGCUAAAUGGAAUGGUUUUGUAAUACCAACAUGGAAUCAGCGAUGUGAAUACAUGAGACAAGCUUUGUAAUGAGA